This is a messenger RNA of Prorocentrum cordatum, 558 nucleotides long. The record is from the annotation of a GenBank genome assembly. Lineage: Eukaryota; Dinophyceae; Prorocentrales; Prorocentraceae.
GACUCCAACAUGUCCCAGGACUCCACUCUGUCCCAGCUCGCUGGGGCGUCGCCGCUGCCGGCGGGGCCGAGGGCGGACGCCCCGGCGCCGGCAGAGGGCGCGGCCCGCGCCUCCGCCAGGCUGCCGAGCUCGAGGCCCGCGCCGAUGAUGCGCCAGUGCUCGGACGGCCAGCUGACGGCGCCGGCGGUGGCGCCGCGCCUCCACGCCGUGGCGUCGCGCCACCUGCGAGUGGCCACGACGGGCGGCAUCUCCAGCAGGACGCCGAGCGGCGACAGCCAGGCCACGGCGCUGGGCCACAGGCGAGGGGCCACGACGGGCGGCAUCUCCAGGACGCUGAGCGGCGACAGCCAUGGCACCCUCGGCACGGCCGCAACGGAGCCGCCCGGCGUCCAGGGCGGCAGCGACUCCGAGACCCCCCCAUCCAGGAGGCCGGGCGGCGCCCGCGGCCCCCGCGGCAGGCGCGCGGUCUCCCCGCUCUUCGGCGGCGCUGUCCCCGCCGCGCCGCUGCCGAGCGCCCCAGUGCCCCUUCGCCUCUCCCGCCGCGCCUCGGGGGAGCCC